CACAAAACAGCAAUGAUGGUUCCAUUGGGCUUGUGGUUCUUUGCUGCCAUUUUUCUCCUCGGCAGUCCCAGAGGCCACUGUGCCCAGAUAAUUGGAGGAAAAGAAUCAGUUCCACAUUCAAGACCUUUUAUGGCCAAGAUCAAAGGAACAAGUCUUUGUGGAGGAUCCCUGAUCAAACCGAACUGGGUAUUAACAGCAGCUCAUUGCAAAGUGAAACAAGACACUGAAGUUAUUCUUGGGAUUCAUUCAGAAAAAGACAAAACAAAACAAGUUUUUAAGGUUGUUAAGCAUGUUCCUCACCAAUGCUAUGAUAAUGUCACAAAGGAGAAUGACAUUAUGCUUCUUCAGCUUAAUAAACAAGCAAAACUUAACAAGAAUGUUGCCACCAUCAAGCUUCCUCGAGUGUAUGAUGACCUCAAGGCAGGAACACGUUGCCUUGUAGCUGGCUGGGGAAUUACUCAGAGUGGAGCAAAAACGCCAUCAGAUGUGCUCCGUGAAGUUAAUGUCUCUAUCAUUGAAAGAAGCAUCUGCAAUGACAAAAAGCACUAUAAUUAUCAGCCUCUAGUGACAAUGAAUAUGGUCUGUGCUGGUGACAAGAAAGGAGGGAAGGAUUCAUGUAUUGGUGAUUCUGGUGGUCCUUUGAUAUGCAAUGGGGAACAAAGAGGCAUUGUUUCCUUCGGUGGACAAAAGUGUGGUGUUCCCAAGUAUCCUGGUGUCUACACACGUCUCACAGAUAAAUACACCCACUGGAUAAAGACUGUUAUAGGUGGCAGUUUAUAG
This is a messenger RNA of Candoia aspera, 780 nucleotides long. RefSeq names its product granzyme A-like. The transcript is spliced from 5 exons. The record is from RefSeq and is a predicted model, not a curated record. NCBI's taxonomy places the organism in Eukaryota, Metazoa, Chordata, Lepidosauria, Squamata, Candoiidae. Gene Ontology annotation, molecular function: serine-type endopeptidase activity. Gene Ontology annotation, biological process: proteolysis. Bases 13 to 780 code for a protein of 255 amino acids.